This is a messenger RNA of Conger conger (European conger), 2054 nucleotides long. RefSeq names its product actin nucleation-promoting factor WASL. The record is from RefSeq and is a predicted model, not a curated record. Bases 283 to 1215 code for a protein of 310 amino acids. NCBI's taxonomy places the organism in Eukaryota, Metazoa, Chordata, Actinopteri, Anguilliformes, Congridae. The transcript is spliced from 9 exons.
UAGGACAGACAUGUUGAAAGUUGAAUUAAGUGAGGGACAUGACAGGGACAACAGACAUAUCAUGAAAAGCACAACAAAUAAUGUAUUUUACCAGAAUUGAACCAAUUAAGAUCUUAUAGGACGGUAUUAGAUUGGCACGUGAGUACUGAACCUUUCUCAAGUUGCAUUGCUGCUUGGAAGUGCAGCAAGGGGUCGUAUGAUCGAGGAAAGCAAAGUAAGGAAAGUAAAAGUAAGGAAAGAAAAAAGAAAGAUAGAUUGAGUGAGGCAGUGAAAGAUUCCAGGAUGAGCCUUAGGGUUUACAGCGACCUGAUCUCCAGUCGGGAUAAUGCGCUCCUAUUCAGUCUGCUUGGACCCAAGUGCUCGGUCAUGGCGUCAGCAGUGGCUCAGGUGUAUGUGGGGUCCAUGGAGCCCAGGGGUCAUGAGGCUACCUGGAGGUGUGCAGCCAGUGGUGUGGUCUGCCUGGUGAAUGACCAAUCACUGCACUCUUACUAUCUGCGUCUCUACAGUGUCAAGAGAGCAAAGUUGCUAUGGGAACAGGAGCUCUACAUCCCCUUCAGAUACUCUGCACCCCGCCCCUUCUUCCACACCUUCCCUGCAGAUGAUUUUCAGGCAGGCCUGAACUUUGCAGAUGAAGCGGAGGCAGAAGAAUUUCUCUCUGCAGUCAGGACACACAUCAAAAGUGCUCGGGACGAGGACUCUUCAGCAGAGAUGACCCAUGACCACACCCUGGAGCCCUUUUCGGAACAGGUCGCCCGGUCAAUGUCGAACAAAUCUGAGAGCAACCUCAACUAUUCCAACAACAACCCAGAGAAAAGCUUUAAUGGGAAUACCCUUGGCCCGGCCCAACAGACGGUCAUUGUGAAGGCCGGGAUCAAUGACACUGUUCUGAAGCGCAUACACAUCUCCAGAAACCCCCCCAUGGCCGAGCACCAGGGUGGACUGAAGGCUGCGCAGAAGGGCUCCCAGUCACAUCAACCUCAGAGUCCUCCUAAAUGCAGACGUGCUGUUUCAAGCCUGGCCCUGACAAAAGGCCCACUGCCCCCCCUCCCUGCCCAGGCAAGGCUGCCUCCUGCAAGGGAGUCACAGUCUAUGUCCCAAAACAUCCGCAAAGAGGGGCCCUUCUCAGCCACACCCGUCGCCUACGACGCAAUUCCCCCUCCACCCUCAAUGCCCGCUCCCAGAUUGCCAGCACUGUCCGCUGUAAAUCGCAAGUGACUCCUGCCAGAGGAUUCAUCUAACCCUGCUAACUGCACUUGGGUAAUGGGGAGCACAUCUAAGAUGGUGGGAUGCAUCUUUCUGGAUUUCUGAUUCUUUUGGAUUUCUGAUUCUUUGGGAUAUCUUGGGAUGGGUGGUAUUACCAAAAAGGUUUUUCCAUACUUGGGUGCUACAUUGACAUAAUGCUUCAAUAUGGUUAAUAAUGAAACAAAAGAUAAAAUAUAUAUAUAUAUUUUUUUUUAUUAACAUCGGUUUUUCAGUUUCUAUAUUGUAAAGUUCAUUAUUAUUAUUAUAUUACUAUGUAUUAUAUUACAUAAUCACACUGGGGCAUAUGAUUUAAACGGUGAGAGCAUAUGCAUGCAAAUAAAGAGUAAUUUAAUUUAUUCACAGCAGUGCAUUUACCCAUUGGUUGGUUUGUCCAUUGUCCUGACCCAUGAGCAGCAGCAAGAGGAACGGUCCCUUUCAACUGUGAACUAUUACCAAAGCUGCCAGGCCACACUGCUCGGUGUCUGCUGGCUGCCCUACUGUCCUCUCCUAAAGGGGCCUGCCUCCUCUCCAUCCAGUCUCUUCUUUAUCCUUCAUCAGUAGUGGAAUGAGGUCCCCACUACAGUCAGGACAGCUGAGCCAUUUCCUGUCUUCUGCUGAAGACUGAGAACACACUUUUUUAAACCGCUUCUUAGCUCUCCUAAUGCUGGAACAUUUGGCAUGGGUAUAGCCUUCUAGUCAUACCUAUUGGAAGAUAUGUUGGGCAGAAUCUGUGUGUGCUGGCCAAAUGGUCCCUUGAUGGUCUCUUAUUAGCAUUCUAAUAGAAUAGCUACCGGGAGUGAGAGAUCAGGAUC